UUUUUUUUAAAUCUUAUUUUAAUAAUGCGGUCAAAAACCUCAGAACGUACACCUGUUCAAGUUGAUUGUCCACACAUCCAUAAAAUAAUAAAAAAGGACUCCCCGCUAGCUAAAAUUGAAUCAUCUUCAUUUAAGAAGCAAAUUACUAAUUCUUCGCUUCAUUGCGAUAUCUGUGAGACUAGAGCUCCAAAACUUUGGAUUUGUCUGCAUAAUCGAUGUCGGGCAGUUGUGUGUCAUACUAGUUCGAAAUCGCAUAUGCGUAAUCAUUUUGACAAGGAAAAUCGAGAUGAUUCAUGUCAUUCAAUUUUCGUUAACCCACAUACACUUAAGAUAUUGUGUCAUGCUUGUUCAUCUGAAUUGAAUCCAUUUGGAGAUAAUAACUUUUUAACGUCGGAAGCACGUACUUAUUUAAAAACUGUUAUAAGAUAUCUGCAAAUGAAACGAAACAAGUCACAAAUAUCGAUUGAUCAAAUACCGAUUGAUGUUCCAGGCCUAGUUGGAUUAAAGAAUCUAGGAAAUACGUGUUAUGCAAAUGCAGCUCUACAAUGUUUGUCAAAUACACCUGCUUUGGCAGAUUUUUUUAAUUAUUGUGACGCUUAUAUACCACAAAUUCUAUAUAUUUCUAAGCAUCCUAAUUAUAAAUUGGGGGAAUAUUUCGGUCAAUUUGUGAAAGCAAUGUGGAAUGGGACCAGCCCGAUAUUUGUACCAGUACAAUUGAUGAAUGAGAUAAGAAAAUAUAAUGAGGUGUUCCGAGGUCAUGGACAACAAGAUUCUAUGGAAUUUCUUCGUUGUGUACUGGAUAUACUUCAUGAAGAACUUCCAUAUCCGCAAUUUAUGCCUGGUAAAGUAUCGAAAAACGGGGAAUGCAUAUAUAUGAAUCAGACAAUAUCAACUAGUACCAGUUCAAAUAAUAGUCAUAAUGUAUGUGAGACUAUUUCUUCGACUUCAUCAACAACAACGAAAACUUCAACAACAGACAGAAUUCAGAGGCGUCAAUCUACACGUAACAGUAUUAUCAGUCAAAUUUUCCAGGGAACUCUUGAAAGUAGAAUCAAAUGUUUACAUUGUAAAAAGGAAUAUUUAAAGGAAGAAAAUUUUUAUGAUUUGCAAAUUCAAAUCGAUAAAAAAUUUAAGUUAAAAUCGUCAGAAAAAUUUCCAGAGAAUUUAUCAUCAUCAUCAUCAUCAUCUGGCUCUGGUUCUGUUAUGGGUUCUCUGGCUGGAUGGUUAGGAAUGAAUAGUCGAGUUGUUAGACUUCAGGAUUGUUUGUCUUCGUUUUGUGCAAUUGAGAAUUUGACUGGUGAAGACAAAUACAGAUGCGAUAAAUGCGAAUCUCUAAAUGAUUGUCAAAAGAGAUUAAGAAUUACACGAUUGCCAGAGACGUUAUGUAUACAACUCAAACGAUUUCGCUAUGAAUCUUGUUUUUCAUCGAAAAUUGCAACACAUGUUCAAUUUCCAAUGGAAGAUUUAGACAUGAGACCAUAUUGUAAAGAUUUAUCUAACGAAAAAGGAAAUCCUGAACUUGCAGAUACACUGAAUAUAACAAAAUAUGAUUUAUAUGGCCUUAUUCAUCAUCGUGGCGUAUUAGGAGGUGGACAUUAUAUUGCUUAUGUAAAAAAUCCAAUUGAUAAAAAUUGGUAUGAAUAUGAUGAUACUUUUGUUACCAGAAAAUCUGAAGCAGAUAUAUCUCGGUUGGAAGCAUUUGUUUUGUUUUAUCACAAAAAAGGUUCAGAGAAAGAUCGCGAACGGACAGAAAUGUCAUCAAAGAUUAACGGAGAUUCUACAGCAGAAACUUGUUAUUUCAUUUCGCGAUUAUGGUUUAAUAGAUGGCAAUUUAUGACGGCGCCUGGUCCAAUAACCAAUUAUGACUUCAUAUGUCCACAUGGAGGAGUAAAUACAAGGCGGUACCCAAAUAUACACAACAUGGUGGUUAAAGUACCAUUUAGCGUUUAUACAACAUUUGUUAAUAAGUAUGGUACGGACGGCAGUCUUCCCUUUCAUUCAGCUGAUAAUGCUAUAUCGGGGUGCACCUUUUGCGAGCAAGAAGAAAAAAUAUUAGAACAAAGACGUCGAAAAGAGGAUGAAGACAUCAGGAAGAUUGAUACUAAUUCAAUAAAGCGUGGCGAAUAUUGGUUUUUAAUAAGUGCCCCAUGGCUUUUAAGUUGGCAUUAUUUUAAAUCCGGAGGGUCUCCACCUGGACCAAUUGAUAAUUAUCAUUUUCUUAAUGAGGAUGGAAGUCCAAAGGUCGGAAUGGAAAGAGGAAUUAAUUAUCGAGGAAUAAAUGAAAGAGUUUGGAGCUAUUUUGAACAUGUAUAUGGAGGAGGUCCAGUAUGUGUUAGAAAUGCUAUUGAUCUCUAUGCUCCAAAUCCGUUAAUUUCAGAUUAUACGAAACAUGGAAAAUCAUCAAAAACAAAAUGGAUCAAAAAGUAAAUAAAAGAAUUUCGUAGUUUUUUUACACGAAAUUUCUUUAAUGUAUUUAAUUUAUAAUUGUAAAUUUACA
This is a messenger RNA of Rhizophagus irregularis DAOM 181602=DAOM 197198, 2497 nucleotides long. RefSeq lists its product as uncharacterized. Gene Ontology annotation, cellular component: cytoplasm. Gene Ontology annotation, biological process: protein deubiquitination. Gene Ontology annotation, molecular function: cysteine-type deubiquitinase activity; zinc ion binding. Lineage: Eukaryota; Fungi; Glomeromycota; Glomeromycetes; Glomerales; Glomeraceae. The record is from RefSeq and is a predicted model, not a curated record.